Molecule: messenger RNA, 1612 nt
Organism: Maylandia zebra (zebra mbuna)
Lineage: Eukaryota; Metazoa; Chordata; Actinopteri; Cichliformes; Cichlidae
Gene: crls1
Product: cardiolipin synthase 1
Biological process (GO): cardiolipin biosynthetic process
Cellular component (GO): mitochondrion; membrane
Molecular function (GO): cardiolipin synthase (CMP-forming) activity
Source: RefSeq, a predicted model, not a curated record
AACAUGGCAGCCUGCUGGCUCGAUGAGGGUACCCGUCGGCUCUGACCAUCAGGGUCUUUAACUUCACGAUGAACUCGCGGGGAAACGGCACGAGGCCAGCAGGUCGGUAACGUAAGUCUCGUGAAGAUGAUGACGCUGUGUUUUCGGGGGAUUUCUGCACCGCUGUGCCGCAACACAAACGUUCGUUGUCUGGUGUCCGCGCGGAGUGCGCCCGUGUGCCUACUGGAGCCCGUAUCAUGGCGGCUCAGAUACACACCUGUCACGGAGUUCGCUAGGUUGAAACGACCUCAGGUGAGCGGCUCGUACCUCGCGAGACUCAAAGGGACAGACAGCCGUGUCGCGUGUUGGAGUGGGGUCCUCCAGCAGGGAAAGCAGACUCCAUGGCACGUGCAAGGACCUAUACCCAUGACCCAGGGAGGUCACGAGCGGUAUGCGGCCAGUUUCCGUUCUCUGCUGUCCCCGAGCGCUCGAGGACUGUGCAGUGGAAAGACCGACGAGAAGCCGGACAGUUCUACCGGAGAGGAGAGGGGUGACGCCGGCACGGUACCGGGACACGGACUGUUCAAGUUCAAAGAGCUGUAUGAGAAUCCAUGGACAAUCCCCAACCUGUUAUGUGUGUGUCGGAUUUUGCUGGCUCCAUUCCUUGGUCAUCUGAUCAUCCAGCAGAAAUUUCACCUCAGUUUGGCUCUGUUUGCGCUGGCCGGAGCUACUGACCUGUUGGAUGGUUACAUUGCCAGAACGUGGCCCACUCAAAAGUCGGCACUGGGCAGUGCUCUCGACCCACUGGCUGACAAGAUUCUCAUCAGUAUUUUAUAUGUCAGUCUCACCUAUGCUGAACUUAUACCAGCUCCACUGACAGCUCUAGUGAUUUUCAGAGACAUUGGUUUGAUAGCUGCUGUCUUCUGGGUCAGAUACAAGACGGUACCUCCACCGGUGACCCUCACCAAGUUUUUUAACCCCUGCUAUACUACUGCCCAGCUCAAGCCCACACUCAUCAGCAAGAUUAACACGGCCAUUCAGCUCUGUCUGGUUGCAGCUUCUUUGGCCGCUCCGGUCUUCCAGUAUACAGACAGCAUCCUGCUGCAGUGCUUAUGGUAUAUUACAGCAGUGACUACAACUGCAUCAGGUUAUAGCUACUGGCACUACGGCCGCAAGACUGUUCAGGUGUUGAACACCAGAUCACCGUCAUAAACGCACCGAAAGCAGAACAAAAGCAGUCGCCCCAGAGACACUGAGCCCCAGUAAAAGGAUGGACAGACGGAUGGACGAUCGCCAGGAGCUCUAAGACCAAGUGGAUGUGACAACCAUACACAUGUCACCAUGGAAAUGACACAUGGAAACCAACUGAGGCCGCAGAUGGUUUACUGCAACACUACAGAAACGCCUAACAGCAGUGGAGCCUGCAGACAGCAUUCAGAGACAGGAUAAAAACAGCAAACGCAAAUAUAGACCGUCCACCCACAACACGAAACAAGAGCUUCUGUUUAUUUUUUCUUAGGUUUUCAAUCAAGGGGUUGCAAUGUGAACCUAAUUAUUGUCACAUGAUUGUCAUUUUUACACAACUGUGAUUUAUGAUUAAAAAGGAAAUCGCUUUUGUGUUUGUCCACGAGAA